Eriocheir sinensis (Chinese mitten crab) is the source of this 3992-nucleotide messenger RNA. RefSeq names its product ATP-dependent RNA helicase DHX30-like. Bases 178 to 3489 code for a protein of 1103 amino acids. Gene Ontology annotation, molecular function: G-quadruplex RNA binding; ATP binding; DNA helicase activity. The transcript has 16 exons. The record is from RefSeq and is a predicted model, not a curated record. Lineage: Eukaryota; Metazoa; Arthropoda; Malacostraca; Decapoda; Varunidae. Gene Ontology annotation, cellular component: cytoplasm; intracellular anatomical structure; nucleus.
CGCAAGGCGGUGUUAGCGGCGGCCGGCGGCGUCUGCUGCGGCGAGGCUCACGCGUGUCAGGUGAUGCAACCGCGGCCUAACUAGCCCAUAAGACACCCAAGAAGACGAAGAACAUGCCGGGAGGCGUGUGGAUAAGUGUGUGAAUAGGCAGCCGAGGAGGUCAAGACAAUAAGUAAUAUGCUGGUGUGGCGGCGGCUGACAGUGGUGGUGGGGGCGCGGUGCCACGGCCCGGCCCAGGCACUGCUGCCCCCCUGCACCCCCAGGCACCUCGCCACCUCGGGGCACCUGCUGGCCAAGACAAAGCGAGCCUCGGCGCGGGGUAAGACGCAGCCACAGUCCAGCCACCUGCAGCAGCUGGUCCUGGCAGACACACACUACAUGGAGAAACAGAAGAACGAAAUCCUCAAGACAUUCCCGAAUGUGAAAGCAACGGUGAAAAACAUGUUCCAUAAUUUGUCUACCAACCUCAACAAGAAAUACAGCAUUGAGGAGAAGACGUCUGCGAUGGGCCGGAUCAACCACCAGCUAGUGUUCCAGUGCACCGUCGCUCUUACCUGGCCCCACCCCGCCACCUUCACCGGCUACGGGUUCAACAAGAAGAACGCAGAGAUUAGCGCUGUUAUCAAGGCUGCGGAGAUGCUGUACAAAGGGAACUACCUCACAGCGUCGGGCUACCCAGUCACGGCGUCGGUCGAGGAGCGUCAGGAACGGCUCAGGGAGUGGAACCUGCCGCCCACUAUCACCGUGCCCACCGCCACCCACCAGGAGGGCCUCACGCUGCUUCGCCACUAUGAGGAGGAGGUGCAGCCACUGAUGGAGCGGGUGCGGGAGGAGGUGUCGCCGCCCCUGCCUGGCAUGGGACUGGAGGCCGGGGAUGAGGAGGGGCUUAUGGCGGGGCUGGAGGAGGAAGGCCUGUCACCACUGCACACCACAAUGGAGGCCAGGCAGCAGGAGGAGGCGCCCCGCAGCCUGCUGACAGGGCAGCGGCUCAACCAUCAGCAGGAGAGGGACUCAGAGUACCGCAGCCAGUACCUCCGCCAACUGCUGGAGAAGAGACGCCUCCGCCAGGCUGCCCGGGAAGAGGAGAGGGAGGGGCGCCCGACGCUCCCCAUGCUGCAGUACAGAGACGAGGUGCUCACAGCCCUGCAGGACAAGCGUGUGCUGGUGGUUUCUGGCGACACUGGCUGCGGGAAAAGCACACAGGUCCCACAGAUGAUCCUGGACCAGUGGGUGGCAGAGGGCCAAGGGGCAGAGUGCAACAUCCUGGUGACACAGCCCCGCCGCAUCUCAGCCAUCUCCCUGGCCAAGCGUGUGGCUAGGGAGCGCAACGAGGCGCUUGGCGAGAGCAUAGGUUACCACGUGCGUCUGGAGCAUCGGCCGGUCAAGGGCAGCGGCGGCGUCAUGUUUUGCACCACCGGGAUGCUGCUGCAGGGCCUCCACGCCAACCCAGGACUGGCUGGCGUGUCGCAUGUGAUCGUCGAUGAGGUGCACGAGCGCUCCGUACAGACCGACAUCCUGCUGAUCCUUCUCCGCCGCCUCCUCCACCAGCGGCCAUCCCUGCGGCUGGUCCUCAUGAGCGCGUCCUUGAGCACACAGCAGAUUCUCCAGUACUUCGAGAGGGAUGAAGCAGCACUUAUCAAAGUCCCCGGCACUCUCUACCCCCUCAAGCGCCACUACCUCCCGGCGUCGCUAGAGGUCCUCGGCAUCAACCCUCGGCGCCACAACCUCACCGCCCUAAUGGAGCCUGAGUCACUGCCGAUGGUAAACGUGGACUUGAUCAUUGAUGUCAUCCGGUCCAUUGACAAAUCCCGACCUCCUGGCGCUGUUCUCUGCUUCCUCCCGGGCUGGCAGGACAUAUCGGCGGUCCAGACGAGGCUACAGAAGAAUUUCGGCUUAGGGCGGAGGCUGUGUGUUCUGCCGCUGCACUCACGCCUCCCCACGGAAGAGCAGGAGCAGAUCUUUGAGCCGCCGCCACAUGGAAAGAGGAAGGUGGUGCUGGCAACUAACCUGGCGGAGACGAGCCUCACCGUGACGGACGUGGUGUAUGUGGUGGACGCCGGCUUCCAGAAAGAGCACAGGUACAACAGCAAGAAGGACAUCAGCGUUCUCGGCAACCACUGGAUCUCCCGCGCCAACAGCCAGCAGCGGGCAGGGCGGGCGGGGCGCGUUCAACCAGGGGAGGUGUUCCAUCUGUACUCCACCGAGGUCCACCAAGACAUGUCCCAAUUCCCGGUGCCUGAGAUCAUGAGGAUACCGCUGGAACAUGUCAUCCUGCAGUGUAAGGCUCACUGCGGCGAUGAGAGCGUGAGAAGCUUUCUGGCGGAGGGGAUCAGCGUACCGUCGCGCCGCCUAGUCUCCAGCGCUCUCACCACACUGGAGCGUCUGGGUAUGCUGACGCCCGACCGCAGGCACACCACCGAGCACCUCACCGCACUCGGCAGACGGGUGACGCACUUCUCUACGCCCCCGCACCUGUCCAAGGCCAUGGUUCUAGGGUCUCUGUUCAGGUGUGUCGACCCGGUCCUGUCCAUCUCGGCCAUGAUGUCAGGGGGUCGGGGGGUCUUCCACAACAGCAUCGACCUCCGCGCCAAGAACAGAUUGGUCAAGCUGGCUGCCGACCCCACCAGCGACCUCCUUGCCCUGUACGGCCUGCAGCAGGGGUGGCGACUCUGUGACGGCUAUGAGGAGAAACUGUACUACUGUAAUGAACGGAACCUCAGCCAUAGAUAUUUGAGGUUCAGUGACGGCAUCAAGCAGGUGUACGCCACUCACCUAUAUGACGCGCGGCUGCUGGACCGAGAGGAUGUGAGGUCGGAGUUCUCGCGGUGGAACAUUAACCGCCAUAAUGGACAGUUGGUGCUUGGUGUGCUGCUGGCCGGGGCGGGGGCGGGGCGGCUCCUGCACUACCACCGGGGAUCCUACAGCAAGGGCAUCCUCAACCCGGAGUCCUUGGCUAUUAAGAGCAGGCAAGGCGAGUACAUAGACACAGGGAGCGACUGUGUGCUGCACCAGCCCCCAAAGAACACCACCUCCCUGCCCCCACACCUGCUCUGCCUCAACCUCAGCCGGGAUGCAGUCAACCGGAGGACAGUGGCACGUGACCUCUCCCUGCUGCAGCCCCUCACUGUGGCGCUGUUUGCUGGGGACGAGCUGGAGGUCACCGAGGGGAUGUUGUGCAUUAGUGUGGAUGGUCAAGACGAGUGUUCUUUCCAGGUGGAUGAGAGGACCGGGCAGUUCCUCCUCCAGCUAAGGGCGGCCCUGGACGAGGCUGUGGGCUACCUGGUGGACACUCGCGGCCUGCACGCCACACCUUCCGAGGCCGACCGAUUCUGUGAGGACCUGGUGAGCUUCGUGAGUAAGCUGCUGACGACACAAGGGGAAAAGAAGGCGAUUAGGGUGGGGGACGGUGAUGAUAAUGAGGAGGAGGAGGAGGAGGAGGAGCCAUUGUCGUAUAGAAAAAGGAAAAACAACCAUAUAGAGAAGUGGUAAGAGACUAAAUGAGGGGUGAGAUAGAUAAGAGGAGGAGAAAGAUGAGGCAAUAUACAGAAAGAGAAAAUGAACACAGGAAUGAUAAAGAAAAAGCCAUAGGAGAAGAAAAUGAAGACAAAUAGAGAACACAUAGAGAGAAUUGGUAAAGACAAGUGAGCUAGAUAAGAGGAGAAAAAUUAGCAAUAUAUGGGAAGAGAAAAAGAACAGGAAUGAUGAAGAAAAAGCCAUGAGAAAAUAAAAGAAAGCAAAUAGAAGAGGAAAUCAAGGAAUCCACAAUCAGUCUACAACAAAGAACAGCUCUAGUCUCUUGCCAUACAGUCUCUGGUCUCAAUAACAGUGUAUUUACCUGUAUGAAAUGUAGGCAAAUAUAUGGAAUCUCUGUGAUACAUUUUCUGUGUAUACUAAAUUGACUGUAGUUUUGUAUGGCUCCUUUAAUUCCUCGGCGAGUUAAUAGUGUUUGUGUUUGUCAAUUAUGAGAUGAAAAUUAUAUUGUUGAAGAAUUU